Cynoglossus semilaevis (tongue sole) is the source of this 788-nucleotide messenger RNA. RefSeq names its product adenine phosphoribosyltransferase (gene aprt). Lineage: Eukaryota; Metazoa; Chordata; Actinopteri; Pleuronectiformes; Cynoglossidae. The record is from RefSeq and is a predicted model, not a curated record. Gene Ontology annotation, biological process: AMP salvage; adenine salvage. Gene Ontology annotation, molecular function: adenine phosphoribosyltransferase activity; AMP binding; adenine binding. Gene Ontology annotation, cellular component: cytoplasm. The coding region runs from base 104 to 652 and encodes 182 amino acids. The transcript has 5 exons.
CGAUGGAGUUAUUUGUUAGCUAGUUGGACAACUGGUGUAGGAGCGGCUGCAACAUUGAUUUUAAGAAAGACUUCAAACGUGCUCAAGCCAGUCUAAAGUCAGGAUGGCCUCCGCAGAUUUUGAGUCGAAACGCAAAACAAUUCAAAGUUUCGUCCGAGCAUAUCCGGACUUUCCACAGCCAGGAAUCCUAUUCAGAGACAUCUGUCCCAUCUUGAGGGAUCCAGCUGCUCUGAAUACGGUGAUCGACCUGUUUGAAGAACAUGUGAAAAAGAACCACAUGAAGGUUGAUGUGGUCGUAGGUAUAGAUGCCCGUGGUUUCCUGUUUGGACCUUUACUUGCCCAGCGACUUGGGGUUGGCUUUGUUCUGGUCAGAAAGAAGGGCAAACUGCCUGGAUCAUGCGUCUCUGUGGCAUAUGAUCUAGAGUACGGCAAGGCAGAGGCAGAGGUGCAGGAGGACGCCGUGGCUGCAGGACAGAAGGUUCUGCUCAUCGACGACCUUCUGGCAACCGGAGGCACCUUGUUUGCGGCUGUGGAACUGAUGAAGAAGCUGCAGGCCGAGGUUCUGGGAUGCCUGGUGAUCAUUGAGCUAAAAGACCUGAAUGGCAGCGACAAGCUCAAACCGCACAGUGUGUUCUCUAUUAUUCAGUACUGAGGGGUUAGAAAACCUGGUGGUUCACUUAAAAGAGUAAACACUGGGUUUCAUAACAAUCAGGUCACAUGUCUUAUUAGCAUUAAAAUAAGUCAGCAACCACUAAAUCCUUUCUUUCAUGGUAAUUUUCACAACUUGU